AUGGAAAAUAAUAAAACUGAAAGGGGUAAAAAAGAAAAAUACAAGAGCUUUAAAAAGAACGUGAGAGAAACAGAGAGAGAAAGAAAGGAGAACGGGCCAAGGCGUGCUUCUCUCUGUGAAUUGAUCAGAGAAAAGAAUUUAGAUCAGCUUUUCUUCUUCAAGGUACUGUUUUCGGAUUCUCUGGCUAUUGAUCCGUCCUGA
This is a messenger RNA of Lactuca virosa, 201 nucleotides long. The record is from the annotation of a GenBank genome assembly. Lineage: Eukaryota; Viridiplantae; Streptophyta; Magnoliopsida; Asterales; Asteraceae.